Mugil cephalus (flathead mullet) is the source of this 595-nucleotide messenger RNA. RefSeq names its product secreted immunoglobulin domain 1 (gene sid1). The transcript is spliced from 2 exons. Lineage: Eukaryota; Metazoa; Chordata; Actinopteri; Mugiliformes; Mugilidae. The coding region runs from base 28 to 507 and encodes 159 amino acids. The record is from RefSeq and is a predicted model, not a curated record.
UUUUUUCACAUCGAGAGUUCGUUGGAGAUGUUUUUACUGAAACGCUCGACUGAUUUGAUGAACAACAGCAGCAGGAUGAGUUUCCUCCGUCAGUCGAUGAUGGAUUCUGCUCUGCUUUGGACGCUGGUCCUCGCUCUCAGCGGUCUUCAGCUUCAUGCCACCGCCUCCCCGGCCUCCACCGUCCAGGUGAGAGCCGGACAGGACGCCGUGCUGCAGUGCCCCCUGCUGGAUGCCUCCACCACCACCUCCGCCACCACCUCCACCAGGGCCUCCACCCUCAGCUGGUACAGGAAGGCAGCUGGAGGUGGGCCUCAGCUCCUCGUCACCCUCGGGUUCAUGACCGGUUUUGUCCAGAAGUACGGCGACGGCGUCGGUCCUGAGAAAAUCUCGGCUGCCGCCAACGGUUCGCUGACGCUGAGGAACUUGGAUCAGAACGACUCGGCUGAUUAUUACUGUGGGAUCAGCAGAGGCAGCGAGAACAAACCGCUGACCCUCACUAAGAAAUAGGGUCCAGACAUAACUGCUCUUCACCUUUACUUCUUCUGAUCUUUGUAUGAAUCUACAUGGUUUAAUAAAUAAACUCAAGUUUGUCAAA